AUGUCCUCGAGCGGGGGAGAUGCGAAGCUAUUUGCGAGGGGCAAGGUCAACGAGCUCCGCAUGGAGCUCCAUGGCGGCGGCAAAAAGGACAAAAACUACUCCUCGAAGAAGAUUGCGUUGAAAAGGAUCGUGGCGAAUAUGACGAUGAGCAAUAAUGAUAUGAUUGCACUUUUCCCCGACGUGAUUGAAUGCAUGACCAUUCCAAGCCUUGAAAUCAAAAAGAUGUGCUUUUUAUUCCUCGUCAAUUACUCCAGAACGAAACCCGACGUCGCGAUGAAAGCACUGCCAUAUCUACUAGAUGAUAUGAAUGACACAAAUCCCCUUAUCCGUGCCCUUGCUCUGCGAACUAUUUCGUAUCUCCACGUUCGUGAAUUUGUCGAGGCCACCGUCCAGCCGAUAAAGCGGCUGCUCAACGAUGGAGAUCCCUAUGUUCGUAAAACCGCAUGUUUUGCGGUUGCAAAGCUCUAUGACCAUGAUCGAAGGCUUGCUGAGACAUCAGACUUGAUCGAUCGACUGAAUGGCAUGCUUAAAGAUGAAAACCCCACCGUUGUGUCUAGUGCACUAGCUGCACUGAUGGAUAUAUGGGAAAGAAGCGAAUCUAUCACGCUGACGAUUGAUUAUGCUAGCGCUUCAAAAAUGAUUUCCAUUCUUCCAGAUUGCUCCGAGUGGGGACAAACCUACAUCCUCGAAGCUUUGAUGUCCUAUGUGCCCCGAGAAUCUUCAGAAGCACUACUAUUAGCUGAGAGAAUUGCACCGCGCCUAUCGCAUUCGAAUUCUGCGGUUGUAUUGACCUGUAUCCGUGUUAUACUCUACCUGAUGAAUUACAUCGCCGACCAAAAGCAGAUUACGUCUUUAGCACGGAAGCUCUCACCUCCGCUUGUAACGCUUUUAUCUAAAGGACCCGAAGUCCAGUAUUUGGCCCUUCGAAACGCAAUUCUUAUUCUACAAAAACAGCCCGAGGUUUUGCGAAACGACAUCCGUGUCUUUUUCUGCAAAUACAAUGACCCGAUCUACGUCAAAGUCACAAAGCUCGAAUUGAUUUUUAUGUUAGCAACCAAGGACAAUAUCUCUGUGGUAUUAACAGAGUUGAGAGAAUACGCUACCGAGAUUGAUGUGCAUUUUGUUCGUAAAGCAGUACGAGCUAUCGGAAAAUUGGCGAUCAAAAUCGAGUCCGCAUCCAACCAAUGCAUUGAAACAUUGCUAGACCUGGUUAACGCCAAAAUCCCAUAUAUUGUCCAGGAAGCAACCGUGGUCAUACGAAAUAUUUUCCGAAAAUAUCCGAAUCAGUAUGAAGGCAUUAUCGGAGCAGUCAUGAAGAACAUCGACGAACUUGAUGAGCCUGAAGCGAAGGCGGCUAUUAUUUGGAUAAUUGGACAAUAUGCGGAUCGGAUAGAAAACUCCGACGCCUUCUUGCAAGAUUUCUUAGCAACAUUCCACGAUGAACCAGUGGAAGUUCAACUUGCGCUUCUCACAGCAACUGUAAAAUUAUUCAUACAACGACCCACCAAAGGCCAGCAGCUUGUUCCGCAAGUUUUGAAGUGGUGUACAGAAGAAACGGACGACCCGGAUCUCCGGGACAGAGGAUUCAUGUACUGGCGGCUCCUCUCUACCGAUCCAGCAGCCGCAAAAGAUAUUGUGAUGGGUGAAAAGCCACCUAUUACAGCAGAAAGUGAGCGGUUAGAUCCUCGCACUCUCGAGGAGCUUUGUCUAAAUGUCGGAACUUUGGCAACUGUCUACCUGAAACCUGUGCAACAGGUUUUCCGAAAUGCAAGACCAAAGCGCUUGGGAAACAGUCCUGCAUUACAGAAAUCACCGGCAGGCGAAGCUACAGAUACCCCGUUCUCGAUACCCAUAUCUACCCUUCUCGCAGCGAGGAAUGAUGCUAUCCCUUCAAAUAUUAACCCUACUUUAGGUGGCGACAUGUCUGCAGCUGUGACCGCCGCUGAUGUGUAUUUCGCUGGAGUAGGAAGUCAACAAAUGGCCGCGAUGAGCUUGGCUGGCGGUGAUGCCGCCGAUGAGGGAUCAAAUGGCUUACAGUCACCGCAAUAUAUUGUGAACCAGGUUGGCCAACAACCAUACCAACCGCAAGCCGUGGGCGGGGCGGCUACGGGUGAAUUGCUCCUCAUCUGA
This is a messenger RNA of Uncinocarpus reesii 1704, 2130 nucleotides long. RefSeq lists its product as uncharacterized. Gene Ontology annotation, cellular component: membrane coat. Bases 1 to 2130 code for a protein of 709 amino acids. Lineage: Eukaryota; Fungi; Ascomycota; Eurotiomycetes; Onygenales; Onygenaceae. Gene Ontology annotation, biological process: vesicle-mediated transport; intracellular protein transport. Gene Ontology annotation, molecular function: clathrin binding. The transcript is spliced from 6 exons. The record is from RefSeq and is a predicted model, not a curated record.